Messenger RNA from Lepus europaeus (European hare), 497 nucleotides. RefSeq names its product large ribosomal subunit protein uL15. Gene Ontology annotation, molecular function: structural constituent of ribosome. Gene Ontology annotation, cellular component: ribosome; cytosolic large ribosomal subunit. Lineage: Eukaryota; Metazoa; Chordata; Mammalia; Lagomorpha; Leporidae. The record is from RefSeq and is a predicted model, not a curated record. The transcript has a single exon. Gene Ontology annotation, biological process: translation. Bases 16 to 462 code for a protein of 148 amino acids.
GUCUCGGCAGCCGACAUGCCAUCCAGACUGAGGAAGACCCGGAAACUGCGCGGCCACGUGAGCCACGGCCACGGCCGCAUCGGCAAGCACCGGAAGCACCCAGGAGGCCGAGGCAAUGCGGGUGGCAUGCAUCACCACAGGAUCAACUUUGAUAAAUAUCACCCAGGUUACUUCGGGAAAGUUGGUAUGAGGCAUUACCACUUAAAGAGGAACCAGAGCUUCUGCCCAACUGUCAACCUUGAUAAGCUGUGGACGUUGGUCAGUGAGCAGACACGGGUAAAUGCUGCCAAGAACAAGACUGGAGCUGCUCCCAUCAUUGAUGUGGUGCGGUCGGGCUAUUACAAAGUUCUCGGGAAGGGAAAGCUCCCAAAGCAGCCUGUCAUCGUGAAGGCCAAAUUCUUCAGCAGAAGAGCUGAGGAGAUGAUUAAGGGUGUGGGGGGAGCCUGUGUCCUGGUGGCUUGAAGCCACACGGUUCAUUAAAUGCUAGCAAAUGCUAA